UUUUGUUAUACAUAUAGUAUUGGUUUGAUCUGAUUCAAGGGGAAAAAAGAUUAACAAAAAUUUUAAGAAAAGAAAAUAUGCAGGCUAUCAAGGACAAGAUCAAUGACAUGACCUCCAUGCGGAAGGCGAAGUCUGAUGCAAGGGCCGAAGAGAAGGCAGAGAAGGAUCUAGCAAAAGCAAGGAUGGGGAUAGCGCAUGAGGUAAGGUUGGCAAAAGAAGCAGAAGCAGCCAUGGACUUGCAUGUAGCUAAAGCCGACGAAUUGGCUAAACGGGAAAUGGAGAAGCAGUCUGCUUAUGCCGAUCCUCAUCAUGAAAAUGCCGUUGAUCUUAAUGAACAUCCCCACUCUCAGCGUAAUUAGCUACCAAAUAAUUAAUUACUCACUCUUAAGGGCAUUUGAGAGGGUCGUGAGAACACCUCCAAUAUCCAGACACAUGUAUAACACGUUCGUGUAUAUCUAGCCAGUUUCAAUUAAUAUUUAUGUGUUUAUGAUACUUCUAUAAUCUCUGUGUUAAGUGUUCUUUUCCUUUUCUUUCGAAGAGGAAGGGGUCGAAUCCAGAAUAUAUACUUUUCAUGAGUUGCGAUAAGGAAUAGUACUGGCUCUUCUUAUGUAGGCUAAAUUCCAGGAAUUAUUGUGUCAAUUUCUUUA
Punica granatum (pomegranate) is the source of this 647-nucleotide messenger RNA. The record is from RefSeq and is a predicted model, not a curated record. Lineage: Eukaryota; Viridiplantae; Streptophyta; Magnoliopsida; Myrtales; Lythraceae.